Ficedula albicollis (Collared flycatcher) is the source of this 2144-nucleotide messenger RNA. It is a transcript of the gene DDC, whose product is annotated as dopa decarboxylase. The record is from RefSeq and is a predicted model, not a curated record. Gene Ontology annotation, biological process: serotonin biosynthetic process; catecholamine metabolic process; amino acid metabolic process. The transcript is spliced from 16 exons. Bases 285 to 1742 code for a protein of 485 amino acids. Lineage: Eukaryota; Metazoa; Chordata; Aves; Passeriformes; Muscicapidae. Gene Ontology annotation, molecular function: pyridoxal phosphate binding; aromatic-L-amino-acid decarboxylase activity.
AGGUGCUGGAAAAGCCUUAGAAAUUUCUUGAGAUAAAAAUUCCUUAGCCACUCCUGGUGACCUCUUCUUCGCAGGGCGACUGUGAACUGUAGGGAACUAAAACCAAUACCUGUUUCCAAGAUACCCGAAAAAGGAGUGAAACCCCCAGAGAGGGCACUGCUGCUUGCUUAAAGGAAGCAGUCUGGAGGGAUGGCAGUACUAAAUGAUGGUGUACUGGGCAGUCUUGGAGCUGGAUUCCAGCUGACAAGUGUUUUUCUGAGAAUAAGCCCUAAGCUCUGAUAGCCAUGGAUGCUGCAGAAUUCCGCAAGAGAGGGAAGGAGAUGGUGGAUUAUGUUGCGGAUUACCUGGAGAAGAUAGAGAAACGCCAGGUAUUCCCAGAUGUGGAGCCAGGGUACCUACGGCCCCUCAUCGCAGACUGUGCACCCCAGGAUCCUGAGAGCUUCGAGGAUGUCUUUAAAGACAUUGAGAAGAUCAUUAUGCCAGGGGUGACUCACUGGCACAGUCCGUACUUUUUUGCCUACUUCCCUGCAGCCUGCUCCUUCCCAGCUCUUCUUGCAGAUAUGUUGUGUGGUGGAAUAGGAUGUGUGGGCUUCUCUUGGGCUGCAAGUCCAGCUUGCACAGAGCUGGAGACUGUCAUGCUGGAUUGGCUAGGAAAAAUGGUUAAUUUGCCUGAAGAGUUUUUAGCUGGGAAGGAUGGCCAAGGUGGAGGAGUCAUUCAGGGAAGUGCAAGCGAGGCCACCCUGAUUGCACUGCUUGCUGCAAGGACAAAGACUAUCAAACAGGUGCAGUCAGAGAAGCCUGAGCUAACAGAAGCAGAGAUCAUGGGCAGGCUGGUGGCUUAUGCUUCUGAUCAGGCUCAUUCAUCUGUGGAAAGGGCGGCGCUAAUUGGUGCUGUGAAGAUUAAAAGUGUUCCUUCAGAUGAAACAUUUAGUGUUUGUGGUUCAGCCCUGAAGAAAGUUCUGGAUGAAGACAAAGCUGCUGGUCUUAUACCAUUCUUUUUCUGUGCAACACUUGGAACCACCCCUUGCUGCUCCUUUGACAAGCUGUUAGAACUGGGUCCUAUUUGUAAUAAGGAAAAUAUCUGGAUGCAUAUUGAUGCAGCCUAUGCGGGAAGUGCUUUUAUCUGCCCUGAAUUCAGGCAUCUUUUAAAUGGAGUGGAGUUUGCAGAUUCAUUUAACUUUAAUCCUCACAAAUGGCUCCUAGUGAAUUUUGACUGCUCUGCAAUGUGGGUGAAAAAAAGAUCAGAUUUAAUAGGGGCCUUUAAAUUAGAACCUCUUUACCUGCAGCAUCACCAUCAGGAGUCUGGUCUUGUAACAGAUUAUCGGCACUGGCAGAUCCCCCUGGGCAGGAGGUUCCGCUCCCUGAAGCUCUGGUUCGUGCUGAGGAUGUACGGGGUCAAGGGGCUGCAGGAGCACAUCCGCAAGCACAUCAGACUGUCGCAUCAAUUUGAACACUUAGUCCUUCAGGAUGAGAGGUUUGAGAUCUGUGCUGAGGUUGUCCUGGGACUGGUCUGCUUCCGGCUGAAGGGCUCAAAUGAACUAAACGAGGCACUUCUUAAAAGCAUAAAUGAUGCCAAGAAGAUCCAUCUGGUCCCAUGCCACCUGCGAGAGAAGUUUGUGCUACGUUUUGCUAUUUGUUCCCGCACAGUGGAAUCCACCCACAUCAAGUUUGCCUGGCAGCACAUCUCACAGCUGGCAACUGAUCUUCUGAAAACAUGGGGGCAAAACCACCACCAGCAGUAACAGCAGUGAAGUAUAAGUGGAGAUGAGGUCAUCUGAAAAGGAAAUAUGGGCUAUGUAAUCAACUCAAGAAGAAGCACUGAAAGGAACAUUUUGAAAGAAGAUCAUAACUGCUGUUUCUGUUCUGUAGCUUUGCAAUGUAUCUGUAAGUGAGAAACACUGUAUUUAUGAAUAGUUAAUGCUAACCUGGAUUUAUUGUGCCUUGUGCAAAAGCUAAUACAGUCUGUGCCGAUGAAUACUGUUUGAUAUUAAAAAUAAUUACAAAAUCCCAGAACUGUACUUUAGUAGAAUAUCUACAUCUCAAGGAAGACUCCAGCUAUUAAAGAAGGAGGGAAAAAACCUGACUUUUACUUUCAGGAACCUCAAUUUAUUUUUUUUUCAACUAGCAGAGUACUUACAUUUUUA